UUUAAAUAUUAAACGCGGAUUACGCGGAUGCGUCGUGUUUGCCGGGAAACUUCUACUUGUUUUAUUGUCGUUCAAUGUUAAUCAUAUGGAUUAUUAAUUAGAUAUUCAUCAUGGAGAUAGAAUGUACUCAAAAGCUUGAGUGUACCCAGGAGCUAUAUAACACGCAAACAGAAAGAACUGACCCCGAACAGAUUGGAUUCCUGGGAAUACAGGGUUCCACAUACCCCGUAAAAAGAGGUCCCAACAAAAUAGGCAGAGACCCACAAACAUGUGGGAUUUACCUAAAUCUGAAUUCAAUAUCCAGGCAACAUGCUGUGAUAAAUGUCUUGAGUUUGAGCGACAUCAUGCUUAUGGAUUUAGAUUCAUCCAAUAAAACUAAAGUACAAGGUAAAACCUUGCAGCCAUACAUACCUUACCCGCUUAAAAGCGGCGACAUGGUUCAGUUUGGUGCAAUAUUCGGUAUGUUCAGGUUACUCGAGGAUGACAAUGACUUGCCGAUGACACAGGCUAUAGACCUGCCUUGUACUCCGGCCCCGGUGCCCAAACAAAUGUCUCGGUUGGGGGCUCCGGUUUUGGUGCCAGAAUCGCCUGAAGUCAGUGAUAUGGAUGACUCCUUUGUAAUGCCAUCACAAUCUAAAAAAUCGUCUGAAUUCAAGAGCCCCAUGAACAAAUUUUUAAAGCCUUCCAACAAAACUAUUGCUAUACAACCUAUGGGUAGUAAAACUAUAGACAAUGCUUAUUGGGCUUCCACCAGAAAAUCAGACUCAUUUAAUUUCCAAUUAGAUGAUUCUGGAAGUUCUUUCAAUGACUCGACUGCUUCAAACAAAUCAAAUAAAAUUGUUGAAGAAAGCAAUGAUAAUAUUCAUGAUAUGGAAACACAGAAGCCUUUCAAAGCGAAUGAUAGUACGGACUCUAUUUAUACUGCAAAUACGCAAGUAGCUUCGCCUUCUGUACAUUGUAUGGAAACGCAGCCGCCUGUGUUAGACAUUCAUAUGCAAGAGACGCAGCAAGCGCCUGACAUUCACGCUCUGGACACACAGAAUGUAUCUGAUAGUAUACAUAAUUGUGACACACAAGCUCCAAUCACGGAUAAAUUACCUGAAGUACGCAAAUUAGAUGACCAAGAAGAUGUACAAAUCGAUCUGUUCUCAGCAAAUAAAGAAAAUGAGAAUAGUUUGGACAAUAUAUUUAAUGCAGAAACGCAAGCGUUUGUUGCAGAAAAGGGAUCAGUUUUGGUUGAACCAAAGAAAUCUGAGAAUAUUAAUAACAGUGUUGAUGAAUCAUCUAAAAUUAAGGAUGACUCUGAUGAAGAAAUUGCGUUUGAAGAACUUAAUACACAAUCAUUCCACGACGAUUUUGAGUCGCAGCCGAUUAUACCGGCUGGCAACGUUUCCCCACCGAUAGAAAGGAUAGAAAAGAUUGAAGUAAGCUUCAAUAAAAUUAGACGAGAGUCUGGCAGUUCAACUGAUUGUGAAGAUAUGGAUAUCUUGCCAAAUCAAAAAUUAUCAACUGAUAUUGAUAUGUUACCGACCCAAAAGAUUAUAGUUGACUCGAAAACUGAGAAAAUAAAUAGUGAUAUAGGUGUUCUGCCGACUCUUGGUGAUAUAGGUGUUCUGCCAACUCAAAAAAUUGUUGGUGAUAUAGAGAUGCUCCCAACACAAAAAAUUGUGAAUAAUAAUGAUGAUGAUGAUGACCUAACCGAUUGUGAAGACGAUGAAUUAGUAAAAAAUGAAGUUAAAGCAGCAAACGCUAGCGCAAGCCCGGAAAUAGAUUUUGAAGAUAUAGCUACACAAAUUAUUGGGGAUGACGUAAUAGAAACUGAUAUUAAUAAGACUACUGACCAAACCGAUGGCCCUAAUAAAGGAAUCAGUUUUGAAGAGUUGCCUACACAAAUACUUACAGAUGACAUUAAGGAAGAAAAUUUCGAAGAAUUGCCGACUCAAAUUAUAACUGAUGAAGGAGAAAUUGAUAAACCCAAUGAAGAGGUUUAUUCUGAAGAAAUGAUUAGUCCUUUUAAAGUUCCUUUCCGAACUCCUUUGAAGGCUAAGAAAACUCCUACAAGAGAGUCAACUUCUAAAGUAGUUGUAACAGAUGUUGAUGAUGAUGACAAUCCUAAUUAUUAUGCAGCUACGCAAGAUUUAUUUAAUGAUCUUUGUACUCAAAGAGAACUAUCCCCCGAUUCUAUUAAAGAAAAUACGGCAAACCAGAAAGAAAAAGGUGAUGAUGAUGAAUUAGUGCCAUGUUCUGUAGAAGGUUACGAAAUGGGUGAUAGAUUUGGGCACAUAGAAAGUGAAAUAUCGCCAAUCAAAAAAUCUAAGAGUGAAGGUAGUGAUACUAAACUUAAUAAAAUUACCGAUCAAAAAUCAACUUCAAAUGCUGUACUUAAAACACCCCAAACCCUUAAAAUAAUGAAUAUUGAUCUUCCAGAUAGCCAAGAAAUAAAAACUAGUGUAACUUUAAAACAUAAUUCUAUUACAGAAUCUUCCAGUGACACUGAAACGGACGAGGUUUCUGAUCAGGACUCGGGAAUCACCUACAGGAAGAAACGGAUACCAAAAGUACAUGCCAAACAAGACCUCUCUAAAAAGCUUGAAGAACUACCUUCUAGAGUUAUCACGCGAGUUCGUAAGCCUACCCUUAAAGUACGAGAAUCUGACGAAAUAAAUAAAAACUGCAAAAGUAUUCUUAAGAGUAUUGUUUUAGCUGAUAGUGAUGACAAUAUUGAUGCAGAUAUUAUAACUGAAAAUAUAUCACGUUUAAAAAGCAAAACUGACAAAAAGAAAGGGAAAGAAAAGGAAGGUGAGCACUGUAAAAAAAUAUUAGACGAGUCCACAAAAAGGCCACAUUCACGGAAUGAAAAUAAGAAAAGAGACAAACCAACUGAAGAUACGGACAAUGACAGUAAGGGUAGAAGUAGUCGAUCUAAAUCUAAGAAAUAUGAUGAAACUAAAUCAAAAACUGAUGAUCAUAAAGAUUCUAAUGAUAAAAAAGUUAGGAGUACCCGAAGUACAAGAAAUAAAAAAAAUAAGAGUAAAGUCGAGGAAUCAAAGGACAAAGAACACAAGAGCAAAGAGGAAAAUAACUCUAAAUCAAGAAGUGAAUCUCAUUCAAGAAAAGAUUCUAGGAGUAAUUCUAAGUCUAGAAGCGAGUCAAAAACUAGAAGCGAUUCUAAAAACCGAAACGACUCUAAAACCAGAAGUGCUUCUAAAAACAGAAGCGAUUCAAAAAGUAGAAGUAGUAGAAGCACUAAAGAAAACAAAAAAGAUAAACCAAAAGACACAUCAAAGUCCAAAGACAAAACCCCGGAAACAGAAGUACGAAGAAGCUCGCGACAAAAAUCUAAUAAAGAGACUCCCAAACAUGAAAUCAGUACUGUAUACUUAUCUUCAGAGUCGAGUACGGAAUCGCCGAAGAAUUUAAAAAGGCCAGCGACGAAUGAGUUGGAAGUACCAAGUCCUAAAAGAACAAGGUCUUUGCCUAAUUCUAAGAGUUCUGAAUGUUUGGCGAGUACGUCGGUACAGAGUACUCCUGUUAAGGCUGAAACACAAUAUGUUUUGUUCACGGCGUUUUCUAAUGAUGAUGUGAGGAGUAAGCUCGAGAAAUUAGGAGCAGUAAUAGUAACCGACGUGAUGUCGUGCACGGUUCUGGUGACGCUUCAAAUAAAGCGCACGUUCAAGUUGCUCUGCGCCGUCGGCCUCGGGCGGCCCAUCGUCGGCCCCGAGUGGGUUCAGGCUUGCGCAGACUCCAAUACUAUUGUUGACCCAUGGCUGUACUUAAUAAAGGACUCACAAGCAGAGAGACGGUUCCAGUUCAGUCUAGAAAAGACCCUCAGGGGCAGAAGGAACUUCCUCGAGGGAUAUCACGUUUCGGCCACGCCCAGUGUGUUACCAACUGCACAAGAGAUGAAAUUGAUCGUGGAGUGCUCGGGCGGCGUGUGGCAAGCCUCGGGGCCGAACUGGGUGUGCGUGACGUCGGCGGCCGACCGCGGCCUGUGGGGCGCGCUGCGCCGGCGCCGCGCCGCGCUCGUCACCACCGAGUUCAUCCUGGGCGGCGUGCUGCGCCAGCGGCCCGACCUCGGCGGCACGGCUUGCGGGUGAAUAUCUAUGUUCCAUGCUUCUGAUAACUAUUUUAUACUUUUUCCACUAGGAUGGCUGCGAUUGUAAACGUCACACUAUCUUUAACCCUUUGACCGCGUCGGCCCCAACCGACGUAGCCACAAAAUUAACUUUAAAAGGAAUUCCUAGUUGCGAUGUUUCCGUAUAAACGCUCUCGACUAUUUCCUCCUUGGAUUUUUAACCUAGCGAAAUGAUUUAUUUUUCAAAUAGGAUCAAUAUCAU
Messenger RNA from Cydia pomonella (codling moth), 4337 nucleotides. RefSeq lists its product as uncharacterized. NCBI's taxonomy places the organism in Eukaryota, Metazoa, Arthropoda, Insecta, Lepidoptera, Tortricidae. Gene Ontology annotation, molecular function: protein binding. The coding region runs from base 111 to 4097 and encodes 1328 amino acids. The record is from RefSeq and is a predicted model, not a curated record. The transcript is spliced from 8 exons.